Punica granatum (pomegranate) is the source of this 940-nucleotide messenger RNA. The record is from RefSeq and is a predicted model, not a curated record. Lineage: Eukaryota; Viridiplantae; Streptophyta; Magnoliopsida; Myrtales; Lythraceae.
CUUCUCCUCGUCUCCCUCCCGAUUCUUCUUUGUUUCGAACCUCUGCGACAGAGGAAGAGAGAGUGAGAGAGAGCGAGAGCGCUUUUGAGCUCGCAGUCGAACUUGGUCGGAAGAUCCGCAGUGAUGGAUUUUUCGAGCAAACAGUUCUCAAGCAGAUAUCCUGGUAGUAAAGUUCUUUGCUCUAAUCUGUUCUAGGUGAACUAUGGAUAUAAUAUCUCAGCUGCAGGACCAAGUCAAUACGAUCGCGUCGACUGCUUUCAAUACUUUUGGGACCCUACAGAGAGAUGCUCCCCCGGUUCGGCUAUCCCAGAAUUACCCGGAUCCGCCCCCGCCCCCGCCCACCAAUCCGCCAGAGGAUGCGUCGAACUUCUCUGAGCAACCUAAGAUCAUGAGUGCUGCCCUUGUCAAGGCUGCAAAGCAGUUUGAUGCAUUAGUUGCGGCACUUCCUAUAGCUGAGGGAGGUGAAGAAGCUCAACUUAAAAGGAUUGCAGAGCUUCAGGCUGAGAACGAUGCUGUUGGACAAGAACUUCAGCGGCAGCUCGAAGCUGCAGAGAAAGAAUUGAAGCAAGUCCAGGAGCUGUUCAGCCAAGCAACCGACAAUUGCUUGAAUUUGAAGAAGCCAGAUUGAGGAGAGCUUUCGCGAAUAUUAACCGUUGGCAACAUCCUGACUUUAGUUGGGCAGCUUCUGAAGUCCGAGGAAUCAAACUUUGAUGUCGUACAGUUUUCAUUUGUUGUAACAUGUGGAUGCCGCCCAUUCCUUCUGGGGAAUUUUCUUAGAUACCGAAGGUGGCAGUGGUAUAUAAAUCUCUAAUAGCAAUUGUGGCAUGGAAGAGCAGUAGUCGAUGGGACUACGUUUGGUGUAAGAGCACUUAUUGCUGCCUUGAUCCUUUUUUAGGACAGCUUCCUUCCCAAUGACAACGAUGCAGAAUUGUCUUAAUCA